UCUCAUUCUUCUGUUGCACCUUGCGAAUUCAAAUCCGCCAUGGCUGUUCUUAGCUCUCUCCACCAUUGACGUUAUCUGGUUGCUUCGUGUCGUCCCCUCUCCGUGCUUCUCCGUUACUGAUCUCGCGACUUCCCGGUUCCUGCUGUUCUCUUUCUCAAAUCUACUAGGAGCGCAGCGUGCUGGUGAUAGCUUGGAAUUCAAAUCAAGAGUUGCAGAUUCGUGCUUUGUCCAGUCGUGACUGCUGCUAAAUACACAGGGGGCUAAAUACUGCUGCUAAAUACGCAGGUGGCUAAACACUGCUGCGAAGCACUGCUGCGAAACAUGGGAAGGUACACGAAUCUGCUGCUUAUCGUCGCCGCUGCGGCCGGCACGGCUGCGGGGGUGUACCUCGUUCGCCGCUACUACUGCUGCCAGAAGAAAAAAACCGGCGGCGAUGCUUCGUCGAAAGUGGUCGUUUCCGCGAAAGAGCUGAUCGAUCGGCUGAGGGAGGAGUGCAGCACGAGCGGAGAGAAGCUGCUGCAGAUCGCAGCUGACAUGCGAGCUGAGAUGGUGUCUGGAUUAAGGAGCACGCAGGGGAGCACGCUCAAGAUGCUGCCUUCGUAUGUCGAUCGCCUCCCUGACGGCUCGGAGAAAGGCGUGUUCUACGCACUUGACCUCGGCGGGACCAACUUCCGCGUGCUCCGUGUGCCGCUGCUGGGGAAGGACGGGGGCAUCGGCAAGGUGGACUCGGACGAAGCGUCCAUCGGGAAUGACCUCAUGACCGGCACCACGGAGGCGUUGUUUGACUACAUUGCGUCUAGGCUGGCGGCGUUUGUGGCGAAGGAGGAGGAGGAGUUCAAGCCAGAGGAGGGCAAGCAUAGGGAGCUGGGGUUCACCUUCUCCUUCCCCUGCGACCACACUGCCAUCAACGCGGGGAGGCUGAUCAUGUGGACCAAGGGCUUCAACAUUCCUGAGACUGAGGGAAGGGACGUGGUCCAGGUACUAGAGGAGGCUCUUGAACGCCAGAAGCUUGACAUGAAAGUCACUGCACUGGUGAACGAUGCGGUUGGCACGCUGGCGGGAGCUCGGUUUGUGGAGUCCGAUGUGAUGCUGGGCGUGAUUCUGGGCACCGGCUCCAACGCGUGCUACGAGGAGAUCCAUGACACCAGCGUCAGGCAGACCGGCCCCCCACCAGCCUCGGGCCGCAUGGUGAUCAACAUGGAGUGGGGCAACUUCUGGUCGGGCCAUCUGCCCAUUACCGAAUAUGACGACCUUCUGGACUCCAAGAGUGCCAACUGCGGUCAGCAGCGCUACGAGAAGAUGAUCUCAGGCAUGUAUGUGGGCGAGGUGGUGCGACUGGCGCUGCUGGACAUCUCUCAGAAGUCUCACCUCUUUGGCGACCCUGUCCCUCCUAAGCUGCUUCAACCCAACUCUCUCCCAACCCCUAAAGUGGCAAUCAUUCAUGAAGACACCUCUCCAGACCUUGCAAAAGUCGGAUCUGUUUUUGCAGAGGAGCUUGAGCUCCCAGACACCUCAUUGUCGCAGCGCCAGGCAGUGCAGGAGGUGUGCCGCAUCAUGGGGGAGAGAGGCGCCCGCCUCGUGGCUGCUGGCAUCGUGGGCGUGCUGCAGAAGCUGGGGCGCGACGGGAAAGCACCGGCGAACGCACAGGCAAACGCACAGGCAAACGCACAGGCAAACGCACAGGCAAACGCACAGGCAAAGGCUCCUGAAGGAGAAGCAGAAGCAUCAGCUGUUGAUGGUGAUGCAGCAGCAGCAGCAGCAGCAGCAGCAGCAGGGGCAGGAGAAGCAGCAGCAGAAGCUGCUCUGGGGCAUGUGCCGCGGACAGUGGUGGCGGUGGAUGGCGGCAUGUACGAGCACUACACUCCAUUCCGGGAGGCCAUUCACGAGACGCUCAAGGAGCUGCUGGGGGAGGAGGUGGCGGGGUUUGUGAGCAUGAAGCUGUCCAAGGAUGGGUCGGGGAUUGGCGCUGCUCUGCUGGCUGCCUCACACUCGGCAUACAAGGAGUAAUCAUAGCACAUACACGGUUCGAGCAUGUGAGGCCAUUCACGAGACGCUCAAGGAGCUGUUGGGGGAGGAAGGAGGUGGCGGGGUUUGUGAGCGUGAAGCUGUCCAAAGACGGUCGGGUACCAGCUCUGCUCUGCUUGCUGCCUCACAUUCAGUAUACCUAUAAGGAGUGAUGCACGAGGGAUGGGUCGGGGAUUGGGGAUUUGAGGGGAGGAGGUGGGGGUUUCUGUGAGCAUACUGUCUAGUAAUGGGUCGGGGAUUGGCAUUGCUCUGCUGGAUGCCUCACUUUGCGCACAAGGAGUGAUGUGAGUAUGGUCACCACUCGUUCUAGCAUAUUGGAGUGAGAAACAUUGCUCUGGGUGGAAGUUUGCUGACUCGUUUUGUGUACAGGGGUUGACAUGAACAGAACAGAUAUUGGCUGGUUGCGUCCUUUCUCAUGGUUUGAAGUGUCGGUGGGUGGAAUUGUUCGUUCUUCAUCGCAUUCAAUUCUGUCUUGCUCAUUUGAAACAUAAAUAAUUGUACUGUGACUGUGAGUAAUAACCAAG
Molecule: messenger RNA, 2549 nt
Organism: Closterium sp. NIES-67
Lineage: Eukaryota; Viridiplantae; Streptophyta; Zygnematophyceae; Desmidiales; Closteriaceae
Source: the annotation of a GenBank genome assembly